Molecule: messenger RNA, 1831 nt
Organism: Drosophila innubila
Lineage: Eukaryota; Metazoa; Arthropoda; Insecta; Diptera; Drosophilidae
Gene: I-2
Product: protein phosphatase inhibitor 2
Exons: 5
Coding region: 462-1142 (226 amino acids)
Biological process (GO): regulation of signal transduction
Molecular function (GO): protein phosphatase inhibitor activity
Source: RefSeq, a predicted model, not a curated record
CACCGCCGGACCCGUAUCAUCUUCGUGCAGAGGAAUACGAAGAAUGACGCUAAAAGGAUCAGAAUUUAAUUGGAAUACGUAUUGAUAUUUAAUGGUUCUUCUACCCCAUUCGAAUAAUUUCGAGCACCUGCGGAUCGUCGGCUAGUCGGUGCUCAUUAAAGACCUCGGGAAUGGCCGCCUGGAGUGUAUAGUAUCGAUCGAUCUUUUGUUUGGCCUUCUCCAAACUGAACUUGCUGCCCCUCAGGAAGCCCAAGAGGAACUGAUCCGUGAGGCAGGAACAGAGAUGAGGCUGUUUCUGCAGCCAAUCCCGCAGAGCUAUUAUGUCGGAGGAUACUCGAGAUGGCACCUCGUUUAGCUCCUCGAUGGCUAUACGCUGAAGUCCUUCCCGCAAUGGACGAACACCGGAGGACACGUUGAUGUUGCUCAUAUUGCUUCGAGCUUAGUUGCAGACUGGCAACUCUAUGGCUAAUGAAUUGUUCACAAUGCAGUUUAAGCAGUUAACGUGCGUCAGAUCAACCAAGAGAGCCAAGAUGCAAAACAAUCCCAGUCCACAGUUACCAUGCAAGGGCAUUUUAAAGACUUCGCGCAGCUUUGACAAGUCGGGUGCCAGUUUCCGUAAAAGUGCCAAGUUCGAUGAGCUGAAUGUGCUGCAAACGUUUCAUCCGGCUGACAAGGACUACGGCCACAUGAAAAUCGAUGAGCCAAAAACACCGUAUAACUAUCAAGAGCCAUUUAAUGAAAAUAAGGAUGAGUUGGACACCGAACUAUUAGUGGAGAAACUUCGCAUUGCGGCCAGCUCACAACAGUCUUCCCAAAGCAUUGAUGAUGAAGGUUCUUCCGGCGAUGAACAGCCCCUAACCGAAGAGGAGAGACAAAAACGUCGGGAGUUUGAGCGGCGUCGCAAGGCGCAUUAUCGUGAGUUUGAGGCAGUUAAAUUGGCACGCAAGUUAAUAGAAGAGGAGGACGAUGAUGCGGAUGAUAAUGAUGGCGGCGCUGCAUCUGGAUCCGCACAAGGCGCCGCCUCCACUUCCAGCAGCUUUGCCAGCGGUUCGACAAAAAAGUCCAGUCCGAUAGCAACCACAUCCGCGUCUACCAGUGCCACCACAAGCAGCAAUAUGGACCUGGAGUCAUCUCAUAACUAAAAGCAAUAUGUAACUCAAUAUAUACGGGGAUCUAACCGACGUUGUUUGUUGAUGUUAAUGUUGUCCGCAAAUGCGACCCAUCCAAAACUUCAUUUUUUGCUACUAAGUGCUAUCGUGAUGAAUUGAAUUUAGAUAUAAAUACCUAGCGUAUCAGCCCAGGUUCAUAAAAAUAUUUCAAAUGGCAACCGUCGCAAAAUGUGUUUUCCAUCAAAGAAGAAAAAUAAUAAAACUUCUAUUAAAAUUGUAGUUGCAAUAUAUUUUACAUCAAAUGGCACAUUAUAAAUAGUAUAAACAAUUGGUAGCGAUACAAAUAGUUAAUGUUUUCAUCAUUUUACUUUAACUUAAAAAUUAAGUUUAACUGAAUUUAUGUCCAACCCCCAAGCGUAACGCAUUAAUUUGCAUUUAAUUUUCAAUAAGUGGAAAUUUGAUUUCUCAACACGAAUCACACAAAAGUGCCACAAAAAUAUUAAAUAAUAGGAAUCGAUGAUGGAGAUAAUGAAAAAAGCCAUGACGGAAGAAAAGCGUAUGAAAACUUAUAUUUGAAAUUGAUUUGGCCUUACUUUUAGUUAUUUAUUAAACCAACAUGUACUAUUAUAAUUACGAUUACGAUCAUUAUUGUGAAUUGUAUAAUAGUUCAUUUUAACAAUGCAAUACGAAAGUUUCAAUAAAGAGCAAUGUGAAAGCCUUUG